GGUUGUGAUUUGUGUGCACUGAGUGGCGUGUCUAGUGCUUUGUUUUGUUGCUUACUUUUUCGGUAUGGAAUAAUUUUUUUUUUGUUUGACUUAUUAAUAAAUAAGUUUUUUGCGACAUUUAAACUUUCAUUUUUAUAUUAAAAAUAUCAUAUCAUCAAAUUUGUGAAUGUGAAAUCAAUUUAUUAAUAAUAAUAUUCAAAGUUUUCUUGGUUUCAUUCAUGUCAUUUGUACAGUGCUCAGCGAUAUUGUAGUGAACAUAUAUAUAUACAGCAUACCAUCAUAAAGGACGACACCGCGACACGGGAGACCCAACCACAUAACGAUUCUAUUGAUGAAUUAACUACCACGCCCUCUACAAGAAAAAUUACACCCCAAAACACAAUUAUUGGAAUGCAGGACAUGUCGUUUACAUUCCGAGACCAAGUGUCCGAGUAAUCGAUGUUGACAUGUGACAACGUCCAUUGAACGAGUUCUCUCAUCUAAGCUCCAACUGCUUCGAAUACAGAUAUUGAGCAGCUAACAAAUAACAGACUUGUCUAAUUUAUUGUUGGCUGCUCUUUUAUAUUAAUUAGUUUUACCUUAUUUUUGAUAAUAUGUAAGAAUAAGCUUUAAUAAUGCAUAAGUGUGUAGUGUGCAGAAAUUCUUCUUUGAGGACCAGGUACACUCGUCCUGAAGUUAUUUAUCAUACAUUUCCUAAGAAUGAAUACAGAAAAAGAAAAUGGCUUAAAAUGUAUGGCAUUGGUCGUUGUUACGAUUGGCAUCGUAUAUGUAGUGAUCAUUUUUUAGAAGAAAACUAUAGACCAGGACCAAAGCGAUUUUUAAACAAAAAUACUAUUCCCCAACCCUAUAACAAAAAUAAUGAAGAAAAUGGUUUUCCUUCUAACUAUACUAGUACUACGCAAAGUAAUGAUGUUGAAAUGGACAAUAAUGAAUUUUUACCAACAGAACAAAAUCAUUUAAGUUAUACCACUCAAAGUAAUGAUGUUGAAACUAGUACUAAUGAACUUUUACCGAGGGAACAAAGUUGUUUAAAUUAUACCACUCAAAGUAAUGAUGUUGAAACGAGUACUAAUGAAUUUUUACCAAGUGAACAAAGUUGUUUAAGUUAUACAACUCAAAGUAAUGAUGUUGAAACGAGUUCUAAUGAAUUUUUACCAAGUGAACAAAGUUGUUUAAGUUAUACAACUCAAAGUAUUGAUGUUGAAACGAGUACUAAUGAACUUUUACCGAGGGAACAAAGUUGUUUAAGUUAUACAACUCAAAGUAUUGAUGUUGAAACGAGCACUAAUGAAUUUUUACCAAGUGAACAAAGUUGUUUAAGUUAUACAACUCAAAGUAUUGAUGUUGAAACGAGUACUAAUGAACUUUUACCGAGGGAACAAAAUUGUUUAAGUUAUACCACUCAAAGUAAUGAUGUUGAAACUAGUACUAAUGAAUUUUUACCGAGGGAACAAAGUUGUUUAAGAGAGGUACAAAAUGCUGUUAUAAACAAUUUUGAAUCACCAAGACGUUCAUGUAGAAAAAUCAAACUUACGACGACUAAUGAAGAUAUGAGCUAUGAAAACAUGCCGAGGCUCCAAACUGAACGAUUUGAGAGGCAUGUUCCUACGUUCAUUGCCAAUGAGAAAAUUCAAACAGUCAGUGACAUGGUUGUAGUACCAGUGUUAACAACUACUAAGGAUCAUACUUUGGGAAAUGGACCUCGCUGUUCUGUUAAAAAUUGUCUCAACCGCUAUUCGAAAGAUCUUAGUUUCUUUGGCUACCCAAGUAAUUUAACACUCCGGAAAAAGUGGAUUGAAAGAUGCGGAUUAAAAGUUGAUGAUCCAACUGAAAAAGUAAAAAGUAAUAUAAGAGUAUGUCGUGUUCAUUUUGACAAUGAUUGCUUCAUGAAUACUCAAAGAAAAAAUAGAUUAAAAACUGACGCUGUUCCUACAUUAUUUUUGGCCAAUGAUGUAAUAGACGCAAGAAAUAUUCCAUCAACAAGUUUGGCUGUCAAUAGCGAGUUUAUUCGUGUAAAUAAACCAUCGCCUAUUGAAAGUGAGAUUUAUCGUUUCAAUAAACGAUCACCUGUCAGUAAUGGGUUUAUUCGUGCAAAUAAACCAUCUUGUUCGUCUACAAAUUAUGUUGCACAUAUGAAUUCUAACGAAACUCCGUUAUUUGUUUAUAUUGACUCAACUACUCGUUCUGCUAAGGAUUUUAAUAGUCACUGUUCUAUACCCGGAUGCAUAACUAAUACUAUUGAAGAAGUUGAAGAUAUUUCCCUUUUCGCACCACGAAUAGAAAUUGUAAAUGAGUGGAGUUCAAUUUUAGGUUUUGAUUUAACUAUAAAUAGUAUUGUGUGUGAAAGGCAUUUCAGACCCCAGGACAUACUUCGUCCCAACUUAUUGGUAAAUGGUGUAAAUUCACAAUUAAAGAUAUUAGCACCUCAUGCUUUGCCAGUACCAGUAAUGAAUGCUGUGCCUGAAUCAAGAACUUAUUGUUCUAUACCUGGAUGCGCAACUAAUACUUUUGAAGAGGUUGAAGAUAUUUCCUUUUUCACACCACAAAAUGAGGAUGCUAUAAAUGAAUGGAAAUUAAGUGUAGGUUUCGAUUUUACUAUAAACAGUACUGUGUGUGAAAAGCAUUUCAGAUCUGAGGACAUAGUUCAUCCCAAUUUAUUGUCAAAUGGUUUAAAUUCAAAAGGAAAGUCAUUAGCACCUUUUGCUGUGCCAGUUACAAUAGCGACAAUGGUAGACAAACCAUUGAAAACAUAUUGUUCUGUACCUGAAUGCAUAACUAAUACUAUUGUAGAGGAUGAAGAUAUUUCUCUUUUCGCACCACGAAUAGAAAUGGUAGAUAAGUGGAGUUCAAUUUUAGGUUUGGAACUGACUGUAGACAGUGUUGUGUGUGAAAGGCAUUUUAGACCCCACGACAUGCUUCAACCCCUAGUAAUGAUCGAUGGUGUUUGUCAAAAUGUCAAAUCAUUAGUGCCUUUUUCUUUGCCAUUGCCAAUGAAUGCUACACCAUUUAUAAAACAAUUAGAAACUAAUGAUGUGCCUGUAUUGAGGACAUAUGAUGUUAAAUUCAAAAGACCUAAACCUGAUGAACUGUUGUGUACAAAAAGAAUCAAAAACCAUGUACUAGAUAAAUCAUUAUCCACUACCGAUAAUGACACACAUGAAUACAAUACAACUCCUGAUUUAGAUCCAACAUUAAAAUCAAAUACUGAAAACUCAGUUGAUUUGUCAAUUGUGAAAAUUGAGCCACUUGAUGAUGUGGAUUUAGAAACAAAUUUGGAAACAGAACCAGAACAGCUACUACCAACUUUAGGAACAGAACUAGUUGAAGAUGAUGAUUUACUUCCAUUAUCUUCAAUUGAUGAUUCUUUAUCAAUAUCAUUAAAAACACUAAAAACCAUUUCAGCUAAUAGUUCGUUGUCCAUUACCUUGGAACCAAAAGAGAAUUCUAAAAUAACAGAACCACCAGCAGAUUUAUUUUCAAAAGUGUCUCCUAAAAAUGCUUUAUCUAUUACUUUACGACCAAAACAUAACCUCUCCUUGACCACAAAUAAUAGUUCUCCAUCUGUUAGCAUAAUACCUUGUCUUCCAUCCACUGCGAGUAGUUCUGAGUAUAAUGUAUCACAACAAAGUUUGUUGCAGUAUAAACAAAAUGCGACCUCAACCUUAAAAAUGCCAGAUAAAUUGUCUUCUAAUACUGUUGAAAUAAAGAUGCCAGUAAUUUCAGAAUGUGUUUCAUUAGCCGUACAAUCAGAUACCGAUGAUUCUGAUUCAUGUAUAGUAAUUGAUGAUGAUGACGAUACUGAAGAAUUUAUAGAGAAAGAUAACGGAUUCAUUUAUGAAAUUUCUAAAUGUGUUGAACUUCCUACUGUAUUUUGGAAGAGUGAACAUGAUAGAUCACGAAAUUCAACUGAUUUUUAUCAAGAAGACGAUUUGUAUGAAACUGUAAAAAACAUUAGUUUUAAUAAUAGCCUUAUGCCAACAAUACAAACAUUUGGAAAGAAAUUCAAAUUUAAUAGGGCUAUUAAAUCAAAGAAUGAAUUACAAAAUCUUUUAGACAGAAUAGAUAAUGUAGAAAAAUGUAAUGGUUUUGAUUUAGUUAUCGAUGACAAUUGUAUAGGUUAUUAUGACAAAAUAACAGAAGAUGUUAUUUCGUGUUCUACCUGUCAAAAGAAAUUUCAAGAAUUGCGCAAAAUGACUGAAUCUCAAACUAAAACUACUGAAAUUCUUGAACAAAAAAUCUCUGAACGGACAGCAAAAGUGUUAGUACUUAGAGAAAAUAUGGAAAAUAAUAAAAUAAAUCCUACCCCUACAGAAUUACGACCAUUCAGCCUUAUAAAUUCUAUGAGUGUAUGUCAUCGUUAAUUGUAUAUAUUAAUAUUGUAUUUACUAUUUAUCUAUUUUUAAUUUUAUUUAUUAGACAUUUUUACUUUGAUUAAAAACUAUAAUUGUAAACCA
Metopolophium dirhodum (rose-grain aphid) is the source of this 4454-nucleotide messenger RNA. RefSeq lists its product as uncharacterized. NCBI's taxonomy places the organism in Eukaryota, Metazoa, Arthropoda, Insecta, Hemiptera, Aphididae. Gene Ontology annotation, molecular function: sequence-specific DNA binding. The record is from RefSeq and is a predicted model, not a curated record. The transcript has 19 exons. Bases 615 to 4361 code for a protein of 1248 amino acids.